This is a messenger RNA of Effrenium voratum, 1011 nucleotides long. The record is from the annotation of a GenBank genome assembly. NCBI's taxonomy places the organism in Eukaryota, Dinophyceae, Suessiales, Symbiodiniaceae.
AUGUGGAAUGGCAAAAUGUCCCAUGUGCAGCACCCCAUCAAGUUCACCUCAGUGAUUGUGGACGAAGCCGCCCAGGCCAGCGAGCCAGAUGUUGUCCUGUCCUUCAUGUCGGCCGGGUAUCGGGUGGUUGUGGUCGGCGACCACAAGCAGUUGGGGCCCGUGAUCCCGGAGAGGAACCUUUGCACCUCCUACGUCAGCGCUUUGGAGACCCCAUUCCUGGAGAGGAUGUUGCAGAAACCGCAGAGGCAUUCGGCCAACACCCUGCUGAACGUGCAGUACCGGAUGCAUCCCUCCAUCCGUCGCUUUCCAUCCAUCCAGUUUUAUGACUCCAAGCUGCGCGACAGCGUCUCCAUGCCGCACCGGCCGGAGCUCUGCUGCCUCUGGCCGCAGAGGGACGAGCAUGUGCUCUUUGUCGACUGCCAGACGCCACAGACCUUCGGUGCGGGCGACAAGAGCCCAGAUGGCGUGGAGAACAAGGUAUCGCUGAAGAACGUGGGGGAGGCCAAGCUGGUGCUGGAGGCUUGCACCCAGCUGCUGGAGGCCGGGUGUUCACCCAAGGACAUCGCAAUCAUUACGCCCUACACAGCGCAGCAGCAGGAGAUCCGCACGCGGCUGGCGAAGCGGCCAGAUUCUCGGAACAUCUUGGUGGGGACCGUGCACGCGCUGCAGGGAUCUGAGAGGGAGUACAUCAUCAUCAGCUUCGUGCGGAGUUUUGUGCAGGAUGAGUAUGACAUCCACUCUGCAGAUUCUUCUGGCAUGAUCCUCUCAACAGAUAAGCAGAGCAAAGCCUUGCGGGACAUUUGCAGCUGCAAGUUGGGCAUCCUUUCGAAUAACAGGCUGCUGAAUGUGUCGCUGACGCGAGCGCGCUAUGGCCUGGUUUGCAUUGGCAAUAGGUCGGUGCUGAGCAACGGGUCCCGGGACUUCUUCGACUACACCCAGGGCCUCGCGGAGCGGGGCUGCGUGGUGGACCGGCUCAACGCCAAAGGUACCGCGAAGCGUCGCGGAGGCUGA